CGGCGCCUCCCCGCGCUGCCAGCGGCGGCCGCCGCGCCCGCGCCCGCGCCGCGCGCAACAGGCGGGCUCCCGGCGGAGCGACAAACCCACCCCGGUGUGACCGAGCGGCCGCGGGCGGCCAGCGGAGCGCCCGCCCGCCCGCCCCGGGGCCGGGCAUGUGCGGCGGGGCGGCGGGCAGGGCGCCCGGGCAAGGGCGUUUGAAGGAAACGUGAGGCGCGGCGGCGGCGGCGGCGGCGGCGGGAUGGAGGCGGCAGCGCCGCGGCGGAGGAGCCCCGAGCCGCGGGAGAAGCCACCGGUGCCGGACGGGGAGGCGGCGGGGGCGCCCGCGGGGGCGGCGGGCGCGGCCCCGGCCUCGCCGGCGGCGGCGGCGGCGGAGCAGAUCGUGGCGGAGGGCGAGGCGGCGGCGGCGGCGGCGGGCGGCACGUUCGUGCAGCGGCAGCUCGGGGCGAUGCUGCAGCCCGCCGUGAACAAGUUCUCGCUGCGCAUGUUCGGCAGCCACCGGGCCGUGGAGAUCGAGCGGCAGCGGGUGAAGUCGGCGGGCACCUGGAUCAUCCACCCCUACAGCGACUUCAGGUUUUACUGGGACCUCAUCAUGCUGCUCCUGAUGGUGGGGAACUUGAUCAUCCUGCCCGUGGGCAUCACCUUCUUCAAGGACGAGAACACCCCUCCCUGGAUCGUUUUCAACGUGCUCUCGGACACUUUCUUCUUGGCUGACCUGGUGCUGAACUUCCGGACAGGCAUCGUGGUGGAGGACAACACGGAGAUCAUCCUCGACCCCCACACCAUCAAAAUGAAGUACUUGAAGAGCUGGUUCCUGGUCGACUUCGUUUCCUCCAUCCCUGUCGACUACAUCUUCCUCAUCGUCGACCUGGAGACCCAGGUGGAUUCUGAUGUCUACAAGACAGCGCGGGCCCUGCGCAUCGUCCGCUUCACCAAGAUCCUGAGCCUCCUGCGCCUGCUGCGCCUCUCGCGCCUCAUCCGCUACAUCCACCAGUGGGAGGAGAUCUUCCACAUGACGUACGACCUGGCCAGCGCCGUGGUGAGGAUCUUCAACCUCAUUGGCAUGAUGCUGCUGCUGUGCCACUGGGAUGGCUGCCUCCAGUUCCUGGUGCCCAUGCUGCAGGACUUCCCCGAGGACUGCUGGGUCUCCAAGAACCACAUGGUGAACGACUCGUGGGGGAAGCAGUACUCGCACGCCCUGUUCAAGGCCAUGAGCCACAUGCUCUGCAUCGGCUACGGGCAGCAGGCGCCCGAGGGCAUGACCGACGUCUGGCUCACCAUGCUCAGCAUGAUCGUGGGGGCCACCUGCUACGCCAUGUUCAUCGGCCACGCCACCGCCCUCAUCCAGUCCCUGGACUCCUCCCGCCGCCAGUACCAGGAGAAGUACAAGCAAGUGGAGCAGUACAUGUCCUUCCACAAGCUGCCCGGGGACACGCGCCAGCGGAUCCACGAGUACUACGAGCACCGCUACCAGGGCAAGAUGUUUGACGAGGAGAACAUCCUGGGGGAGCUCAGUGAGCCCCUCAAAGAGGAGAUCAUCAACUUCAACUGCCGCAACCUGGUGGCCAACAUGCCCCUGUUUGCCAACGCCGACCCCAACUUUGUGACUGCCAUGCUGACCAAGCUGCGCUUCGAGGUCUUCCAGCCCGGGGACUUCAUCAUCCGCGAGGGCACCGUGGGCAAGAAGAUGUACUUCAUCCAGCACGGGGUGGUCAGCAUCCUCACCAAGGGCAACAAGGAGACAAAGCUGUCUGAUGGCUCCUACUUCGGGGAGAUCUGCCUGCUGACCCGGGGCAGGCGCACGGCCAGCGUGAGGGCCGACACCUACUGCCGCCUCUACUCCCUGUCCGUGGACAACUUCAACGAGGUGCUGGAGGAGUACCCCAUGAUGCGCAGGGCCUUCGAGACGGUGGCCAUGGACCGCCUGGACCGCAUAGGGAAGAAGAACUCCAUCUUGCUCCGCAAGCGAGCCGAGCACAGCUCGGGGCCCAUGAACACCGAGAUGAUCCAGCAGAUCGUGAAGCACGACCAGGACAUGGCCCACAACAUCCAGGACCUGCAGCAGAUGGCGAUGGGCCGGGAGCUGAGCGGGAAGCCGGUGAUCUGGGAGCCGCUGGUUCACGCGCCCCUGCAGACGGCGGCCGCCACCACCAACGUGGCCAUCGCCCUGACCCACCAGCACAGCCUGCAGGCCCACAUCUUCCUGCCGCCCUCCUCCAUCUCCAGCCCCCUCUCGCCCGAGACCACCCUGCUCACCAAGCCCGUGCGCCGGUCCCAGCCCAGCCUGGGCGGCUCCCGGCCCUCCUCCGUGAGCUCGCCGUCCGGGGCGCAGUCCCACCUCCAAACGCCCGCUGCCGGCUCGCCCUCCUCCCCCAUGGUCCAGUCCCAGGCGCCGCUGGAGAGCGGGGCCCAGAGACCAAGCCAUGGGGCGCAGCCCCUGCCACGAGCAGCGCAGAGGGGGGAGAUGCCGGGGGGGGCCAAGCAGCCCCCGGGUGGUCCCCAGCCCCAGCUCUCCAGGUCCCGCGGCGCCUCGGUCUCCACCUCGCUGCUGCAGCAGGCGGCGGGGGCGGCGUCCCCCAGCUCGGAGCAGGCGCUGCCGCCGGGGAGAACGCUCCACUACAGCCUGUCCCGAGCCACCGGCUCCCACAUCUCCCUCCUGAUGCAGCCCCAGCAGCUGGUGAAGCACAGGAGCAUCCAGGGCCUGCCGGUGGGGCGGCUCACCCAGGAUGUCCGGCUGCUCUCUGCCUCCCAGCCCUCCCUCCCCAACAAAGUGGCCCAGCAAGCCGAGGGGAGCUCCUUGAAGCAGGGCAGGAAAUCCGCGGGGAACCUGGCCCGCAGGUCCUCUCCCUCGGUGGCCGGACUCCUCGCCAAGCCGUGUCCGGGAGUCCCGGCCCAGCCCUCACACCCGCAGCAGAUGCCUUCAGGAUCGCUGGCUCAGCCCGCCCGCUCCGCGCCGGGAGCCUCCACCCCGCAGUCCCCGGUCUCCACGUCCAGGCAGGCAGCAGGUCCCUCCCGCAAGGGUUCCGUGGCCUUCAGCCCCGAGGUGGAAACGGGGAAGCCCAAACUCCCGUCCAACAUGUGAGUCCCGGCGGCACCGAGCGCAGGCAGGAGGGACCCGGGCACCCCGGCGACAGGAGCAGCCGAGCACCAGCCCCGCCGUGCCGCGGGGAAGGUGAGGUGAGAGGCAGCACCCGCGGCCUUGGAAGGGCUGUUUCGGGCACGGGGGCGCAGCAGGGGUGGGCACGGGGCAGCCCCGGAGCUGGCCCAGCUGGGUGAGGAGGGGGCUCUGCUGACUGCCCCGAGGGGGGACCCUGCCCGGGCUCUCCCCUCCUCGUUCAUCGCCAUCUGUCCUGAGUCCUGCCCUCGUCCUGGAGGCACAGGACAGGACAGAGCCCUCGCCCCAGCUCUGGCCUCUCUGGGGAGCUCAGCUCCCCACAACUGCCCUUGGGGGCCGGGCCCCCCACGCUCUGCCCGCGCAUCCCAGGGCCUGUCCUCGGGGCGGGGCUGGCGCUGGCGGCUCCUCCAGCUUGUCCUCUGUCACAGCAGCGGCCACCUCACGCCCACCUCGAUCCCCAGAGAGCUCUGCUUUGCUUUAUGGGGGAGGAGGGAGAGGCAGCCCCCCGGGUCCCCUGCCGGGGUGGCCGGAGGGGGAUGGAGACCACGGCAGGGGCUCCCCGGGCAGGCAGAAUAUGGGGCGCCAGGGCCAGCAGGGGCCAGGUCCCCCUUCCCCAACACUUGGGGGUGGGUGCCAGGAGCUGGGGGUCCUGGGCAGGAUGGGUGCCAGGAGCUGGGGGUCCUGGGCAGGGCUCCCCUGGUGUGACGAGUGCCAAGCAGCAAAGCUGGGGGCAGAGGGGUCUCCACUGAGCAGACCCCCCAAUCCCUCUCCCCGGCUUGGGGGAGCAUCUUUCCUCAGAGGUGCUGAGUCCCUGCAAGGUUGGGAUGUGCUGCCAAACAGGGCUCUGCACCACACCUGGGCACUGUGGCCUGGACCCUGGCACGGGGGCAGCCUGGGAGGACCCCACAGCCUGUGGCUCCAGGAGGAUGCUCAGAGGGUCACGCUGGGGACCCCCACUGCCUGUGGCUCCAGUAGGAUUUUCAGAGGGUCGGUCUGGGGGAGACCCCUCUGUGGCUCCAGGAGGAUGCUCAGCCCGGGCUCUGCUCCCCGUGCCCUGCCCUGCGGUCCCGUUUCCAGGCUGCCUGGAGAUGUCAGUCACCAGCACCGCAGCGAAUGAAAGGCUGUCGCCAAGAGAUGCCAACCCCGGGCAGUGUCCGGGGGACAGGCGGGGCUGCGGGGUCACCCCCUCCUCGGGGUCCCCACAGCCACCCCACGCCGCCCCUCCAGAGCCAAUAGUCUGCAAUGUGUGUUCGAGUCGUGGCUCUGCCGAGCAGCCGAGCUCUGCUUACAGUGUCGCUUUGGGCCAAACCGUGUUCAGUCCUGGUUAGAGUAGUGUCCCCUCCGACCCCGCCACGCUGCGCGAGCUGCUUCCCACUCCCGGAGUCAGGAGCCAUGGCUUGUGUGGUGCUCUGGGGCUCGGCUGCCGCUGGGCGGGGCCCGCCGGACCCCCGGCACAGCGGGUGAGGUCGUGUUCCCUGUGCUACUUUACCGAAGUGAGGUCUUCAGUUCUCCCCCCUCGUGUUUUGGGAUGUCGGGAGCAGCCCGGAGCGCAGCGCUGCUCCGGGAGCCCACCAGGAAUCCCGGCAGCGUCUGCCAAGAGGGGAUGUCCAGCACUGCCUUCUUUCCAUGGACUUCAACUCCCCUUCCCCGCCCACCCCCACGUCCCCACUCCACCCCCGCGGUCGGUGUCCCCCGGACAGCCCCUCGGGCAGGGGUCUGCAGCUGGGCCGCAUGUCCAGCGUCCCCGGGCUGUGUCCACACUGCGUGAUGUCGAUGUCUUAGUGGUCAUCCUGGUGUCCCUGCAGAGCACACGGGCCGGCCCGGAUGGCACCGGGAGCGGCUCCACUCCCACCGGCCGAGCCUUUGGUGCACCCUCCCCGUGCUGGCAGCCAGAGCCACCCUGUGCUUCUGUCACCGCGGCCCCUGCCCCGCGUCACCUCAGCCCGGUGGGGAGGCACAAGGCGGGGCUGGAGGGGCCGGGGGGGUGCCGGCCGUGCGCGAGUUUAGCCACCAAAGACCAUGACCCUCCACUCUUGCACUCGCGGCAGUCCAUGUACAGAGCUUGUAGUUUUCAUAUCGCAGAGGAUUUAAAAGCGUUUUUUUAUUUUUUGGUCGUUGUACAUAAUGGAUUUAAAUAAUAAAGAGAGAUUCUGAGCUGG
Messenger RNA from Pipra filicauda (Wire-tailed manakin), 5274 nucleotides. It is a transcript of the gene HCN3, whose product is annotated as hyperpolarization activated cyclic nucleotide gated potassium channel 3. The transcript has 8 exons. Bases 242 to 3082 code for a protein of 946 amino acids. Gene Ontology annotation, biological process: transmembrane transport; potassium ion transport. Lineage: Eukaryota; Metazoa; Chordata; Aves; Passeriformes; Pipridae. The record is from RefSeq and is a predicted model, not a curated record. Gene Ontology annotation, molecular function: voltage-gated potassium channel activity. Gene Ontology annotation, cellular component: membrane.